AUGCCACAGUCUUCAAUAUUAUAUGCUAAGUGUGUUUACUGCGAUUUCUUGCUGAGCAAUAGUUGUCUUCUUCUUCUUGGCAUUGCUCACCCAACUACUGCAGUUGGAGUAGUUGCUCCUGAUUGGAAAGGAUUAGAACUGAGUGUUAAUUCCAAUCCGCUCCUGACAAAUCUUGAACACGUGACUUGUACCCUUAUAUGGCAACACAAUUAUUUUCUUAAGGGCAAUAAUAAUAAAAAUAAAUUUGGUGUGGACAGACUAAAAGUUCAAAAAAGUGCAAAAGAAAGUGUGCAUAUAAUUCUGUCUCUGCUAUUAAGUGAGAACCUUUUAUUGCGAGUUUUUCUAGACCUCUCAUUAUAUUGUACAUCUAUAAAAAAUGGCUCUCUUCUCAAUCUUUGUGGCUAUAGAAGAAAACUAGCUAAUUAG
Phycomyces blakesleeanus NRRL 1555(-) is the source of this 426-nucleotide messenger RNA. RefSeq lists its product as hypothetical. The record is from RefSeq and is a predicted model, not a curated record. The transcript is spliced from 3 exons. Bases 1 to 426 code for a protein of 141 amino acids. NCBI's taxonomy places the organism in Eukaryota, Fungi, Mucoromycota, Mucoromycetes, Mucorales, Phycomycetaceae.